AAUAUUUUGGGUUUACCUUCGAUACCUACCUAAUCGUUAUAUAUUUUUUUUCAUUGUAUUCAUUUGGAAAAAAUGUUAGUUAAAUACUCAUCUGUUUCUUUUUUUUUUUCUGUGUUUUUUGUUUCGAUGGUGUUAUUCUUUUUUCUCGAGAAAAUUAAAAUCCCGAGCCGAGCCGAGCCGAGUGUAUAAUUACAUAUCGAUUACGUAAUGGGGUGGGCCGGAUCUGUUGGUCACCGGCCCCAAUUGUUUAAAACCUGGGGGUAGUUUCGUAAAUACAGGUUGUUCGAAAUCCCGCUUUCGCUGGAGAGAGGGAGAGGAGCCCAUCCUAGUUAGCUAGUAGCUACGCAGUCGGUGGUGGUCGUGUGCGUGUUUCUCUUUCGCCACCUUCUUUUCGUGCGAUCUUCGCGGGAGAAUUUUGUGUUGCGGAAUCUAAUAUCUGAGACGAGGAUGAACCGCCACCACGAUUCCAAUCCCUUCGAAGAAGAAGAGGAAGAAGCUGUCAAUCCAUUUUCGAAGGGUGGUGGCGCCGCUGGAAGGGUUCCUGCUGCAUCUAGACCAGUUGGAUUUGGCAAAACCAAUGAUGACAUACCAUUGGAUACAAUGAAUGACUCUUCAAAGAAACAAAGAGAGGUUGCUGAUUGGGAAGCAGAUCUUAGGAGGAGAGAAAUGGAUAUUAAACAAAGAGAAGAAGCAAUUACGAAAUCCGGUGUCCAGACAGAUGAUAAAAAUUGGCCACAAUUUUUCCCAAUCAUACACCAUGACAUUGCUAAUGAGAUACCGAUUCAUGCACAAAAGCUGCAGUAUCUGGCCUUUGCUAGUUGGUUAGGUAUAGUUUUGUGUCUCAUGUUCAACAUCAUAGCUGUAAUUGUCUGCUGGAUUGAAGGCGGAGGCGUUAAGAUCUUCUUCCUUGCAACAAUCUAUGCAAUGCUCGGAUGUCCACUUUCGUAUGUGCUGUGGUACAGGCCUCUCUACAGAGCAAUGAGGACUGACAGUGCUUUGAAGUUUGGUUGGUUUUUCUUGGUCUACUUGAUUCACAUCGGCUUCUGCAUAUUUGCUGCCAUUGCUCCUCCGAUUGUCUUCAAUGGCAAGUCAUUAGCGGGUGUGCUCGCGGCAAUUAAUGUCAUCUCAGGCAGUUUAUUAACAGGGAUCUUCUACUUCAUCGGGUUUGGUCUCUUCUGCUUGGAGUCGCUUCUCAGUCUCUGGGUUCUCCAGAAAAUAUACCUCUACUUCAGGGGAAACAAGUGAAAGCAGAUAGAAACACAUUUAAGGUAAAAGGGUGGCU
Molecule: messenger RNA, 1282 nt
Organism: Tarenaya hassleriana
Lineage: Eukaryota; Viridiplantae; Streptophyta; Magnoliopsida; Brassicales; Cleomaceae
Product: secretory carrier-associated membrane protein 4-like
Exons: 12
Coding region: 448-1245 (265 amino acids)
Biological process (GO): protein transport
Cellular component (GO): recycling endosome membrane; trans-Golgi network membrane
Source: RefSeq, a predicted model, not a curated record